AUACGUCAUUUUCAUGAAAGUGGGUGUUCAUGUUCAAUGCAACUAACAAAUAAACAGCUAUCUACCGGAAUUUACAGUUAUGAACACCUGAAAACCGACAAUGGAGGGCCUGCCUUCGGGUGAUAUACAGGCGAAGUACCAGAAAUUGGCGGCGGAGUAUUCAAAAUUGCGGGUGCAUGUGAAGGUGCUUAAGAAGGGUGUUCUAGACGAGCAGGCGAAGUCGAAUGAGCUGCGAGAGACGUUGAAGGAGAAGGAGAAAUGUUUGAGGAAAGGCGAGUUGGAGAUAGAUUCGCUGACAUUUAGAAACCAGCAGUUGACGCGGCGCGUGUCCGUCCUUCAAGAUGAACUCGACGCGUUACAGUUGAAAUUGACCAAGAAAUCCAAGAGUAAGGGAGAUGACAAGCAACCGGUGGCCAGUAGUGCAGCAGCACUGGACGCCGGCCUCCUUCAGGAAGAACUGCAGAAGAAAAUCAUUGAAAAUGCACAGUUUGCUUCACAGCUAUCAGACAAAAUAUUUGAAAUAUCCCAGUUGAGAGCCUCCUUAGACGACUACCAGAGACACAUAAGUGAGAGUGACAGUAAAUAUAAGUGUGAGAUAGCCAAGCUGAAAAACAAAAACCAGGAGCUACAAUACUCUUUGGAGGAGGCACAGAGAGAAAGGAUAGGAGGGACGCCCAGUAAAAUACAUUUGGCUACCAGUAGUCAAGCAGCGAGCUGUAAUGGAGACUUUUUGUCGGAAGGUGGCAGUUUGGUUGGAAGUGAGGAUGCGUUGAGUUCUGUAGAUGACUUGAAUGUGACUGAACAACUUAGUAUGAAAGCACACUCGUUAGAUCAGGAAAAUCAAAAACUAAAAAUGGAAUUUGAAAUGCUUCGAAUGGAGAACGAAAGCCUAAAAUUAGAAGUAGCUAAAUAUGUGUCAGCUUCCCAAAAGAGACGUGGCGAUGGCCACGAUUCUGGGGACUUCAAUACCUUUGGGGAGACCUCUGUGGAUGCUGAAGGCAGAGUCACAGGGUUACUUGGGAGCCUGCAAGUACCUUUUAUUUUGGACCAAGAGAUAGAAAUGAGGGAAGAAAGGAUGAAGACGUACUUUAGGAAUAAGAUUAGCGAGUUGAAAACUGAGAGAGAGGAGCUGAAGAGUAAGACUGAACAUUAUGUUAAAGAGUGUGAGAUGUUGCGUCUCCGGUUUGAAGAGAUGGAGCGUGACAAACAGAUAGACGAGCACACGCUGAGCGAGAAACACAACACUAUCAGCCGACUGGAGGAGGAACUACAUUCAACAUCCCACAACUACGAGCAACAGAUGUCAGUGCUAACGGAACACGUGGCCGGACUCAACGAGCAGCUCACGAGACAGCACGACGAGAUACAGCAGCUCAAACACACGCUACACAACCGCAGGAAAUAGGACGCCAUCUUGUUUGUAUGGGGGGAGGCGCUCAGACAUUCAUUCAUUCGGUCACAACAGGUCCAGCACAUGCUGCAUAAUUGCAGAAAAUAGUCAGCCAUCUUAUAUGUAUGGGAGAGGCGCUCAGUUGUUCAUUCAUUCGAUGAGUGCUGUGAAUGAUUCGAUCACAACACGUCUAGUAGAUGCUACAUAACUGCGAGAAAUAGUCCGACAUCUUGAAUAUACGGGAGAGGCGCUCAAUUAUUCAUUCAUUCACUGGAUUUAUUCAGUUGAAUGUUUCGGACACUAUCGUAAUGAGUACAUAACCACACGAAAUAGUACGCAUGGAGAAAAUCGCUCAGUAGUUCAGUCGCUAGUAUAAUAUCAUUAAUGCGUUCAGUCACCAGUUUGUAAGUCAUUCAUACAUUGAAAGUGAAGUUAUUAGUGAAAUAAAUGUAAAUCGCAGUCUACGCAGUCGGGCAAUAUUUACAAAGAAGUCCUCUUAUUGUGAGAGAUCCGUGCCUCAAAUAGAAUUACACGAACAUAUUCUAAAGUUUCUAUAGUCAAAACCUACGAAUAAUACAAACUAAAUAUCUGUGGAGAUGUGGGAUAAUAAAGGUAUAUACUCCACACCCUACCCCCAAAUAGGUUCAUACAUACAUUAUGUAUACUGUUUAAUAAUCUCGGUGUAUAAAGGAUAAAUAUUUAAGUAUAUGAUCGUGUCCGUCAUAAAAUGUACAGACCUUAAGAAAUCUUUUCAGUAAAAUGUAUAGAAAAUCAACUUAUUUAAGUUGUGUAUCAGAAUUGGUAUGUGUUGUAGCUAGAACAUUCGGAACAUAUAUGAUUUAAAAUAUUUGGUUAUUUAUGGUAUUUAACUGAACCAAUUUUUGAUAAAAAUGAAGAUUGGUUUAUAGUUAUACAAGGCCUGAUCGAAUACGCUUUUGAUUAGUGAUUGUAAGAAUUCAUUGAACAAGACAGUUAGCUUAUAAAAAAUGGUCAAUAAUAAAUAUGCCUUCAUUCAUAUACAUAUUAUGGACAAUUUUUUUUAUGAAAUUUGCUGUAUUCGAAAUGCAUUUGUUCGUCCCAGUCGCUUAUAUUUCCAUUUUCACCCUUCUUUACAUAAAUAUACACAUAUGAAUGUUGGUCACAAAGAAUUUGUAUAAAAUGUAUUGUAAAGAAAAUGUUAAAAUGUCGUUGGAAAUGAAAUAAAUGUACACCCAAGUAUAUUGUAUAAAUUUUAUAAAAUAUUUUCGUGUGUUUUAGUAAAUAAUGCGAACAUAAUUAUGUACCUCUAAGUGAAUGAGUUAAAUCAAAUUUUCAGAAGUAGGUUCCUUUUAACUUUUUCCAUAAAUAAAAAUCUAGAACCGACUUUCUCAACAAUCUUAUCAACUUAUUAUUUUUUAUGUCAAUGUGAAAAUAAGUCUAGUCUCAGUUUUUUUGCAUUCCUAUCACCAAAUUGUAAAUUAAAAAAGUAUCGAGGCCUAUCUGAUGUAAUAUAAUCGUAUUAAAUUCGGCUAGUGAUUCGUUUGUUUAUUUAGUCAAUUAUACAAAAAUAAAUGGUAAUUCUUUUUGGUA
Messenger RNA from Helicoverpa zea (corn earworm), 2959 nucleotides. RefSeq names its product protein phosphatase 1 regulatory subunit 21. Bases 101 to 1405 code for a protein of 434 amino acids. Lineage: Eukaryota; Metazoa; Arthropoda; Insecta; Lepidoptera; Noctuidae. Gene Ontology annotation, cellular component: membrane; early endosome. The record is from RefSeq and is a predicted model, not a curated record. The transcript is spliced from 8 exons.